This is a messenger RNA of Priapulus caudatus, 4311 nucleotides long. RefSeq names its product E3 ubiquitin-protein ligase HUWE1-like. The record is from RefSeq and is a predicted model, not a curated record. Lineage: Eukaryota; Metazoa; Priapulida; Priapulimorpha; Priapulimorphida; Priapulidae. Gene Ontology annotation, cellular component: nucleus. The transcript has 17 exons. Gene Ontology annotation, biological process: proteasome-mediated ubiquitin-dependent protein catabolic process; positive regulation of protein catabolic process; protein polyubiquitination. Gene Ontology annotation, molecular function: ubiquitin-protein transferase activity.
AUGAGAGUCUCGUCACAGGAGAACGACGCGAGGACCAGUCUAGGCGGAAUCCCUCUGGACGCUGUGCUGCAGCAGCAGCGUCUCGAGCAGCAGCGUCUGCAGGCGUCGCAGCAUCCCGUGGCGGCGGACGCGCCCGUCGACGCGGCAACGUUCAUCCAGACGCUGCCGACGUCGCUGCGCACGCAGGUGCUGGCGGACAUGGACGACACCGUGCUGGCGGUGCUGCCCGCCGAGCUGGCGGCCGAGGCGCAGACGCUGCGGCGGGAGCUGGAGGCGAGGCAUCGGCAGAUACAGGAGCGCUUCUUCGGGCACGGCGCCGGUCGCCUCGGGAUGCGGUACGCGAUCCGCUCCAUGCCUCAGCGCGGCAACCAGUGGCCGUGGGGCAUGAGCGCGCGGCAGCCGCCGGCAGGGGGCGCCGGCGGCGGCGCGCUGCGGCUGAGGGGGCGCCAGCUGCUCGAUAACGAAGCGCUCGCCUGCCUCCUCGUCCUGCUGUUCGUCGACGAGCCGAAGUUGAACACGGGGCGGCUGCAUCGCGUGCUGCGCAACCUGUGCUACCACCCGCCGACGCGAGACUGGAUCGUCCGCUCUCUCCUCUCCAUCGUGCAGCGCACGGGCGACCCCCCGGGGGGCGGCGGCGUCGGCGGGGGAGGCCGCGCACACACGUCGUGGCUGUCGAUCAGCCUCGACGCCGCGCUCGGUUGCCGUGCCAACGUCUUCCAGAUCCAACGGCCGAGCGGAGGCGGAGGCAAGCGCUCGGAGAAGUGCGGCGGCGGCGGAGGAGGAGGAGGAGGAGGAGGAGGGGGCGGUGGUAGUGCCCCCACGGUGUCGAUCCACCCGCAGGCGUCGCCGGUCGUGAUUCGCCACGCCCUCGACACGCUCAUCUAUCUCACGAAAAGCUUUCCGAAUCACUUUGUGCCGACGCGCGCGCGGGAGCGUCGCGCGGCCGCCGCCGGCUCCGACUUCUGGGACCUGCUGGUGAAGCUCGACAACAUGAACGUGAACCGCAAGGGCAAGGCAUCGCUGCAUAGGUUGUACAGCACGGGCGCGGCCGACGCUGACGCCGCCGUCACCGACAUGCAGGCGUCGCCGCUCGGCCAGCUGAUGCUGAUGCUAGCGCACCCUGUGAUUCGUCGCAGCGCUCUGCUCACGGAUAAGCUGCUCCACCUGCUGGCGCUCGUCUCGUUAGGGAUACCGGACGGGAGGAGCUUACCAGCGAUGGGUGUUGAAAUGGUUCCAAGAAGCUGGAUCCGCGGAAAGGAGGGGCGAGGAGGCAGCAGCAGCCGCGGGCCAGCAGCGACGGGAGGAGCGAUCGAGGGCAUGAGUGAGGGAGCCGCGCCACGCACAAGCAAGAGUCUCAUCACAGAUCGGUACUCUGGUCAGAACAUCGUCAUCCAUGCGCCGAGCAAGGUGAAGGGCGGCCGCGAGCUGCAGCUUCCCGAUUGAGCUCGCCUAACGAGCAAGACGUCCAGCCAGGCGUUCUUCCUCCGUGUUCUCAAGGUCAUCAUCCAGCCUGCGCGAGGCGGCGAGGGUCGCAGAGCAGGGAGGCUUACCGGCACCAUGCCCCCGCGCGCUGAGAUGGCGCCGGUGUCACCACUACCGAGUCACAGUCAGAGCGUCGACUCAGCCCAGGGUUUGCUGUCGAGAGAUAGCUCUGUACAAUCCAUAGCUCCCAACCUUCCUCCAGACCAGCAGAAAUUCAUCAUGUUUGCAGAGACGCACCGCACAGUUCUGAACCAGAUCCUGCGUCAGUCUACGACCCCGCUCAGCGACGGACCGUUCUCCGUUCUCGUCGAUCACACGCGUGUUCUCGACUUCGACGUGAAGCGCCGCUACUUCCGCCAGGAGCUGGAACGUCUCGACGAGGGAACGCGCCGCGAAGAUCUCGCCGUUCACGUUCGCCGCGAGUUCGUCUUCGAGGAUUCGUUCCGCGAACUGCACCGCCGCACGGCGGACGAGUGGAAGAACCGCUUCUACAUCGUGUUCGAAGGUGAGGAGGGGCAGGAUGCCGGAGGGCUGCUCAGGGAGUGGUAUUCCAUCAUCUCUCGCGAGAUCUUCAAUCCAAACUACGCUCUGUUCUGCACGUCUCCUGGCGAUCGCGUCACAUACCUACCUAACGCAUCGUCACACUGUAACUCCAACCAUCUCGACUACUUCAAGUUUGUCGGUCGGAUCAUCGCCAAGGCGAUCUAUGACAACAAGCUGCUUGACUGCUACUUCACUCGCUCCUUCUACAAGCACAUCCUCGGCAAACUAGUCAAGCACACGGACAUGGAGAGUGAGGAUUACUCCUUCUACCAGGGUCUCGCCUUCCUCAUCGAACACAGCCCUAACGACCUUGGCUACGAACUGACCUUCAGUACCGAGGUGCAGGAGUUUGGCGUGACGGAGGUGCGGGACCUGAUACCGAACGGUCGCAACAUCCCCGUCUCCGACGAAAACAAGAUGGAGUACAUCCGCCUCGUCUGUCAGAUGAAGAUGACAGGAGCAAUCCGGCAGCAGCUGAACAGCUUCCUCGAGGGCUUCUACGACAUCAUCCCGAAGAAGCUGAUCGCGAUCUUUAACGAGCAGGAGCUGGAGCUGCUCAUCUCCGGCCUCCCCACGGUCGACAUCGACGACCUCAAGGCCAACUCUGAAUACCACAAGUACCAGAACAACUCGCUGCAGAUUCAGUGGUUCUGGCGCGCGCUGCGUUCGUUCGACCAGGCCGACCGCGCCAAGUUCCUGCAGUUUGUGACGGGCACGUCCAAGGUUCCCCUGCAGGGCUUCGCCUCGCUAGAGGGCAUGAACGGCACUCAGAAGUUCCAGAUCCAUCGCGACGACCGCUGCACCGACCGCCUGCCUUCCGCUCACACGUGCUUCAACCAGCUGGACCUGCCUACAUACGAGACGUACGACAAGCUGCGCACGAUGCUGCUCAAGGCCGUACAGGAGUGCUCCGAGGGAUUCGGCCUCGCGUAGAUGCACGUGGCGCCACCUAGUGACAACCGCCCACAACACCGGCACCACCAACCGCCCCAACACCAGCGGAGCGGGGGGAAAGCGUUGUGGGUGGGUGGGGUGGACAACUCGAUGCCUUUCAGGAGUAUUCAACGAAAAUUAGUAGACGCACGCGCACACGGCGGCGCCACCUAUUGCCACCGGCCCCAACUCACAAAACCGGCGGGGGCGGGGGCAGAAGGAGCUCGGGUGGGUGGGGUAGGAGGCUCUUAUGCCUUUCAGAAGUAUUCAACUGCCCCUAACUCGCAACACCGGCGGGGGCAGGGGCGGGGAGGGAGCUCGGGUGGGUGGCGUAGGAGACUCUAUGCCUUUCAGAAGUAUUCAACGAAGACCGUGCGCUUGCGCGGGUGAAGGUCGCGGGGUCGUUGGCGCGCGGACGAGAGAGGUUUACUCGCGUGACGUAGGUGGCGCUAGCGUCGGCGGCGCCCGUGCUCGCGAUACAACGAAUGGGGGGGGGGAGGUUUGUGAAAUACACGGAGUUAACCGUAGGUGCCGCCAAAGGGACAGCGUGACGAAAUUUCGCCGCAUUACACGCCGAAUGAAUGCGAUUUCUCGCUCGUUGCCGUGGCGAUGGCUACAACGCACGAACCCGUCGCGGUGAGAGUAGUUCAGCGACCCAGUUCAACGGCUAGAGAAGAGUAAAAUGUUUUUCGCGAGCCCCGUGUGUAGAAAAUGACUGCCCAAUUAUAACCAUAGUGCAUUCUCGCGGGGGGAACACGCUGCAUAUAGUUUGGUGCCGGGUAGUGCGUCCCACUCGUGAGGGCGAUUGUGACUCUUAUGAUAGUAAUUAUAAUUUCUACGAUCGAAAUGUAGUUGUGAUUAUAAGUGAUCGUCGCCUUGGCAGUAACGGGGCGUGGGUGUCGGAGGGAGAAAUGACGGCGCUAGCGAUUUUUCGCGACAGCUACGCGCGUCGGCGUAGCGCGUGCGAUCUAUUCGGGGAAAAGAGUUUUCGUAUCGUACUCACGCGUAAGAACGUAAUAUUCAUUGUCAACUAGUGCCUCCACCUGCCGGACAGUGUCGUAAACACCCGAGCGUUUGCGUUCGCACGGUUCCCAAUGUUUAGUGUUAAUUUUUUUUCUGUGUAAAGUUGAUAUUUUCCUCCACUAAUAGUGCAUCUAGGGUCGGGGUUGAAGGAUAUAGAAUCGUGAGGUAUGUUACCAUGGUUGCAGUUAUUAUUGUGUUAUAAUCCGAGAUAGCGCGGGAGGGCAUGCCUAGGGGGUAUCCCAAACACAGUACGUCAAGUGUAUUAGCAUCUUAAGUCCAGUAUAUUUCUCGUUGAAUUUUCAACCACAAUAAAAUUACUGUUUACAAAUG